Penicillium paradoxum is the source of this 1044-nucleotide messenger RNA. RefSeq names its product C2H2-type zinc finger protein. Bases 1 to 1044 code for a protein of 347 amino acids. Gene Ontology annotation, biological process: regulation of transcription by RNA polymerase II. Gene Ontology annotation, molecular function: RNA polymerase II cis-regulatory region sequence-specific DNA binding; DNA-binding transcription factor activity, RNA polymerase II-specific. The record is from RefSeq and is a predicted model, not a curated record. Gene Ontology annotation, cellular component: nucleus. Lineage: Eukaryota; Fungi; Ascomycota; Eurotiomycetes; Eurotiales; Aspergillaceae. The transcript is spliced from 3 exons.
AUGACGAUGGUUAUGGAAAAUCAGAACCGCCCCUAUGGCGGCAUGAAUUUCGACAAUGUCUACCACCACACUCCACCACAAUUCACAGACCCGUGGGCACACACUUCGUCGCACUCGACACCUCCCGUCUAUGCGACCUCCAUGGGAAAUGGCGCCAGCAUGCCUCUCGGUCAGGUCAAAUCGGAGGAAGUGAACCGCUCCGGCAUGUCCAUGCCAUACCCUAGUAUCCCCGUGUCCGCUCCGUCAAUGGUGGCUGGGGGGAACUACGCGACUGCCAACUAUGGCCCCGAGGUAAUGGGCAUGCAACACGAGGUGCCGCGCACCACCUUUGACCAGACACCCUCCUACACGACUGCUCCCCCGAUGAGCAGUUUCGCGCCUUCGGCCUAUGCGCCCGUCAGCUACGCUCCCAUUCACCCCUCCCCGCAAGACACCCGUCGCGUUUCGCACACAGACGCUCGCGUUGGUUCUUCAGCUGCCCCUACUUUCGGAGAUGCGCUCGACGCUAGCCGCGGAAUGGUCGCCCUCAGCCAGGACUUGACUCCUCGCAACAUCUACGCUCCUGGCCCUCGCGGCGCGCGAGGCUCAGCUGAUUCCUAUGGUUUCCCUUCGACCCACUCUUCCACCUCGUCCAUUUCCUCUGGCAGCAAUUACCCAUACUACAGCGCCUCGGUGGGCUCAGUCGACUCCUCCGUGACGGACUACAGCUCCACCACGUCUGAGUCAUACGAAUCGCGCACUCUUCCCCGACCGACCAGCCUUUUGGCCGGUAGUGCUCCCCCUGGCCCGCAAUCGAUGAUGAGCCAAUUUAGCUCCAAGAUGCCCUCCAACACCCAGAAGAAGCACAAGUGUAAGGUCUGCGAUAAGCGCUUCACCCGUCCGUCUUCUCUGCAGACGCAUAUGUACAGCCACACUGGCGAGAAGCCAUUCGCGUGUGAUGUUGAAGGCUGCGGGCGGCACUUCUCCGUCGUUUCAAACCUGCGCCGGCACAAGAAGGUCCACAAGGGCGAGAAGGACCUCGGCUCUGGUGAUGACGACGAGUAA